ACGGUGUAUCCAAUUUCACGAAAGUCAAAAAAUCCUGAUCAAUUUUUUAUUUUUUUUUAUGAUUAAUAAAAAAUAAUGGACGUGGGUUGAAUAACAAUAAUCAAAUUCGCUGAAAAUAUUGACAUGAAUUAUUGUGGCGAGUGGCGACCCAGUUUGGAGUUUGUGUAGCCGGUGUCAAUGUAGGUGAAAUGAAGUUGCUCCAAACAAGAGAAAUCGUCGUUUGUGUUCCCUAUGUGCUGAGAGACUCGCAAAUCGGUGGUUAAUAUAUGAAAAAAGGGCAGUGUUCCACGCAGAAAACGGCAGCAAGAUGUAGGAAGUGUUCGUUUCGGCCGCUGUUAAUAUUUCCAGUGUUUAUGUGGCACAGAUAAUUGUUUUCGACUUGGACGAUAUAAACAUGGCUACUAUUCAGACUCCUCGAACUCUUUCGGCUUAAAAUCGCCUUAAAUGGACGUUAAUGGUACAAAUACAGAAGUACGCCGAGAAAGCAGUAUGAUUAUGACAUGCCCAGGCUGUGUCUGCAUGUCAGGCUGUAGUCUGGGCAAACUAUGAACUUAUUUGGCUGCCUCUUUCCGUGUGCACUGCAGCACAGUUGGUGGAGUGUUGGCAACGAGCAGUGCAUGACUGAGGAGUUCGUCCACAGGAUGGGCGUGAACGCUUCCACGGCACCCGGUGUCGAGGCUGGUCCUAUGCCCAACAGCAUGGGAGUCGCGGAUCCUUGCACGCCUCCGUUCAGGGACACGAUUGGGGUGAUCGUACGGGAGCGUAAAAAGAAAGUGACUGGUUUUGCCACCUUGAAGAAGAAGUUCAUACGUCGGAGAAGAUCGUCGAAGGCGUGCGACCACGGAAGGAUGCUGCGCGAGCUGGUGUCUGACUGGAGUCCUCUGGAGGUGGCGGCCUUGCUGGAGGAGUACGAGGCGUUGGCCGCUUUGAAAGAUCUCUGUGUUCAAGCCGAGCUGGCGCGGCCGCCGGCCGCCACCUUCAAGCAGGACCUCUCCGCCUUGUACGACUUCAAGUACUGCACCGAUGCCGAUUUGGUGUACAGAGGGGCUUGCUUUCCCAUCCACCGCGCCCUACUCUCCGCCAGGUGCCCUUAUUUUAGAGACUUACUCGCCGGGUGUCCCGGCUACGGCGCUCGAAUAUGUCUCGAAUUGAGAACGGCCACGGUCGAUGUCCAGCUGUUCUCGGCGCUUUUGCGAUAUCUGUACACCGGGGACAUCUGUCCGCACGAUACCAACAUCGAUAUCAACCUCCUGAGGCGGCUGCGAGAGGAGUUCGGAACACCCAAUGCCUUGGAAGCCGAUCUGCGUUACUUACUUGAAAUUGGCGACUACGCCGAUGCUGCUCUAGUGUUCACUUCCGACGGUUCCGACUGCCAGAGGCCCGAUUCGGGCAGUUCGGAAUACGGUUUUAGGCCAAAAUUAGAAUUACCAUGCCACAAAGCCAUACUCUCCGCUCGAUCGCCCUUCUUCCGGAACCUGCUACAAAGGCGAUCGAGGAGCGGCGAGGAGCACACAGAACGAGCCUUACACAUACCUACCAGAAUCGUACUCGACGAAUCAGUCAUACCUAAACGGUACGCACGCGUUCUACUACACGCUAUUUAUUUAGAUCACGUUGAUCUCUCGUUAAUUUCACGCGGUGGCUGUGGGGGCGGUCUAGGCGAAGCCCAAGCACUUACUCACACCGGACGGGCGCGGCCGUCACCCCUGGAGGAAGCCAUGGAGUUAUAUCAAAUCGGACGGUUCCUCGAACUAGAUAUUCUCUCACAAGGCUGUGAAGAUUUAAUUUUAGAAUGGUUGUCGCUUGACACACUCCCCACAGUACUUCAAUGGGCCAAACAACCGCACGGAUCGGCCUGGGUCCACCGACAGGCGCUGCAUUACUUGCGCGAGGAGUUCCAACCGGUGGCCCAGUCCCCGGUGUUGCACCAACUGGACAAGGCUCACCUGAUCGAGGUGUUGAAAAGUCCGUUUUUGCAAGCCUCCGAGCUGGAAAUCCUCCACGCUGUACUGAAAUGGGGCGAGAACGAGUUGGUUCGUAGGAUGGAGGAUCGGGAACCGAACAUUGUGAGUCACACCGCGCAUUCGGUGGCCCGCAAAGGUGUGAAAAAGCGCGAUUUGAGUGAUGUCGAGCUUCGCGAGAUUUUAUCCGAUUUGCUUCCAUUGGUCCGCAUGGACCACGUACUGCCCCCCAAUAGUGAUAUUCUAAACCAGGCGAUUCGACGUGGCUUGGUUAGCACUCCCCCCAGCCAUAUGAUAGGCGGCGACCGGGAGAAUCUGAGGGUGAACGCGUGGAUUAGGGGUGAUAAGAAUAAUGGUUUAUUCGUACAACCGCGCCUGUUUAUGCCAUACUAUGACGAGGUUAAGGUUCUUGUGGAAGAUCAGUUGGUCCAAGAAGUUGAAAUAAUGCGAAUGCGCCGCCGGUACAUGCCCGACAUUCCCGAUACGCUGUACAUGGUCGAGGACAAGCCACGGGUGCAUGGGGCCGCCGGGGUUGAUGUUUUGGCUUCGGUUCUUCCAGUGCCAGACCCGGCGGUUAUGAACGCAAUGUUGAAACGGGAACAAAAACUCCGCCAAUCGCCGAGCUGUCAACGUGCCCUUAACAUGCCUUUAUCCUCACGUCAUGAAAUCAACCGGCAGAUCCGGCUCCGGGUCGUCCGCGAGUUCAAUCUGCCUGACCCAGUGGCCGAUAUGUUGGAGAACUGCUAUUGUCUCCCUGAGAGCGAUGAUAAUGCUGAGAGCCACACAAUAUCGCCGAAUAAGGGGCUCAGGGGGUGCUAUAGUCGCAAUAUGACGUUUCCGAGGCCUGGGGCGUACUCGCAGAGGCACGAGCUGCCGGCGGUGAUCCCCGAGGGGGAGUUCCGGUUUGCGACGGAGCCCGAGAGCAGUUCGUGCAGCGAUGGGCAUUUGUCGGAUAUAAUGCCCGACGUGGCGAUGGCGACGGCGACCUUGGGCCAGAUGCAGCUGCAGGAGCAGCAGGAGAUGGAGCUGGACUUGGGGGAUGGGGCCACCCAUCUGCACGCCCAGAUGGCCGGGUCGCUGCACCACCCGAUGUCCUACAGGCGGUACCAACCCUCGACGUACCCUCACCUGAGGUCUGAUUCGCAAUCUUACCACACUCCUAUGCCGCGAUUUUUAUAGUUUUAAUUCUCCUUUUCGCUUUCGUGUCUUGUACAUAAGAGAAGCAUUCUUUUCGGGAAUAAUAUACAUCUGUGAUUUUCUGUGACGAGACAUCUCUAGUUUUAAUAUUUAUUAGAUCGUUUCUUUGUUUUCGAGACUGAUCCGAGAUUCUUUCGAUUGCAGAUGAUGCCCGAGUAAUACUGAGAGUUGGUUGUUUAACUGAUCAACAUAUUCCGUUAAUUCUGUAUUCAUGUACCUGUGCGUGUCUUGUCUUAGAUGUUGCUGUGUUGCUGUUACAUGUAAAUAUAUUUAGAGUCCAAGUGACAACUCUUAAACGGUGCGAUUUUAUCCAUUACUAAGUGCAAUGUGUACUUAAACACUCUCAUAACGACUAUCAUUAACUGUUUCAACAACGAACAUUUCAUUCUACAGUUUGCUUUUUAUUGCUACUGGUUUCUUACUUUUUGCAUAUCAUUCGGGGAGAGAGCUGGAAACGGACCGAAUCGUGAGGGUGGCAAAUUGAAUCUCAACUUAACUUAAGCUCUUACUACUUAAGACUUGGCGCAUUUACGUUAAUUAGUUUACAGCUCCCUCUUUUAAUUUAGUUAAAUUGUCUGUGAUUAAUGUUUCUUUUGAAGUUGCUACAUAUAACAUUUCUUGAUCGGUUGAUGUUGCAGAUCACCAUUUUGUGAUAUGUAUUGUAAUCUACGUUGAUGUAAUCACAUUAUUGUUAUACAUACAUGUUAGCUUAGAACUGUAUGGUUUAUAGGCUUCUAUGGGUAAUUAUUAUUUAAUAGAAUCCUAAAUGUACUCAAUCGGAUAAUUCUUGCGAUUCAGGGUAUCCACAUAAACAUGAAAAAUGUUUAUUUGUGAUAUGUACUUUGUAUUCAUUGAUUCGAUUAUGUUGCUACGUUUUAAAUACUUUUGCAAACUGCAGUAUGUUACAUUUCAAUAUAAAUAUUAACACAAAUACGAAAGACAUUAUAGCUUAUUACAUAAUUUAUUUCAAAAUGUAAAUAUAUUAAAUACAAAAAUGAUAAUUAAAUCCUAGUUUCUCUCGAAAUCACGUCCAACGUAACAGGACCGCACAAUUAAUUCUUACCAUAUUGUUACAUAAUUUUUUUUUUUUAAACCUAAUGGCCUACACACUUCUACACCUUCUUUCUUCCCAAAUGAAUUGUUUUUAAUUACUGCCGACUAGCAACAUCUUUAUUAGUGGUAACUUUAUUAUGUGAAUUCACAAGCUUGAUUCUCAAAAUAAAAAAAUAAGAAUUUUAUUGGGGGAAAGUUCUAUAUUAGAAGUUUUAUAUUAAUACAAACAUGAAAAAAAUGUUUAUUUGUGAUAUUAUUUUACAUUUUAUACGACGUGUUUUCGAAAUUAGCGAAAAAAAAAUCAAGUUAAUUAUCACAUAAUUUAUUUCAAAGUAAUUACAUUAAAUACAAAAAAGGGUAGUUAAAUGUAGUUUGGUAAAAAUCACAUCCAAAUUUAGUCGGUUUGAGUCGCUUUGUCUACAUAACGGGGGCGUGCGAGUCUUAUUUGAUACAAGGGACUUAUGGUCCUGAUUGGCCGUCGGCACUUAAUGUCGGUCAGUUUCAUUCUCUUCAAAUGUGGGGCGUCGCAAAGUGCGUCAUUAUCAGGCUGCGGCCUUUUGAGACCUACGCCUG
Messenger RNA from Tribolium castaneum (red flour beetle), 4784 nucleotides. RefSeq lists its product as uncharacterized. Gene Ontology annotation, biological process: morphogenesis of a branching epithelium. Bases 546 to 3140 code for a protein of 864 amino acids. NCBI's taxonomy places the organism in Eukaryota, Metazoa, Arthropoda, Insecta, Coleoptera, Tenebrionidae. The transcript is spliced from 5 exons. The record is from RefSeq and is a predicted model, not a curated record. Gene Ontology annotation, molecular function: protein binding.